Molecule: messenger RNA, 1185 nt
Organism: Trypanosoma brucei brucei TREU927
Lineage: Eukaryota; Euglenozoa; Kinetoplastea; Trypanosomatida; Trypanosomatidae
Product: procyclin-associated gene 1 polypeptide
Exons: 1
Coding region: 1-1185 (394 amino acids)
Biological process (GO): symbiont-mediated evasion of host immune response
Source: RefSeq, a predicted model, not a curated record
AUGAAGGUGAAUUGUUUUCUACCUUUGUUGCUGUCAGUCAGUUAUUGCACUUUAGCCGACGAUAGCGCGCUCACACUGAAGGCGGGGGAAAGUAUCUGCAAACUGUCGAAAAGGUUGAAGUCAGUGUUCAAGUAUGUAGACCGAAGAACGGAUAUUGCCUUGGAAAAGAUCUCCGAUCUUGAGGAUAUGUUGGAAGUGGUGAAGUUUAAGAUUGUGAAGGGAAGGUCGAAUAAUACGAAUAGAGAGUGCAAGGAUGUCUCCGAUUUUAUUAUGAGUAAAGCAACUUGGUUGAUAAGAAAAGGGAGGAAGGAGGUUGAUAGAUUGAAAUACGUGGGGCUUGCGGCAAUUGGAAAUGCGGGACUGGCGGCAGGGAGGUUAGAUGAGAUGGUCAAUGUGUGGAGGAGGGUGUACAGUGCCGGUACUGGAAACUUUUGCAUUGGGGAUGAAGGGAAUGAAACAAAGAGGACUGCACUUCCAGAUUGCUAUCUGACAGAUUCGGAGAGGGAUGACUUUACUGGGAUUGAUGAAGGGGACAGGUUAGAAGAUAUAAACAAUGUUACCGCUGAUGCCUUUAAUGAAUUAUUGGAGUUGCAUACAGAGGAUGAUUUGUGGAGUAGCCCAUUGACGAGUGGCAUGGACGGUAAGGACUGCCGUCUAACAAAUGCCAGGUCUGGCGGAGGUUACCUCGUCGGAGAGAGCCCAUCUGGUAAUUUGUUUUGGGGAGACGGGGUGCUUGGGGUGAAGAGGGGUAGCCGAGGGUAUGACGGAAGGACGUCGAAUGUAAGGAGCAAAUUACUCAUAAAUGAUGUAGUGUGGGAAGCAGACACUGUAGAGCAUACCCCUAUUAUAAGGAAUGUACACGAAGACUUGCAAAAUUUUUUUAUCGACGCAGAAAAAAUUGAUGAAUUGGUGGGGGAGACUGGGGAUAAGUGGAAUUGGGAGUUCUCUCAUGAAAUUGGAAGUCACAGUGGUCAUCCCUCAGAGUUUGAUGAUGAGGAGACUGACGAUGUAGCGGACAACACAUCGGCAGUGGAAGAGGCAGUAGGGAAGGCAUUUGUGGGGUUGGGAAAUAGGGAAGCGUUUCAGGAAGAGAUGGUGUUGGAAGAGAUGGCGUUGUGUGGAGAAUGUAAUAUUUACACUUAUUACCAGUUGUUUUUCUUAGUUUUCGUUCCUGUUUUUGUUUGA